Messenger RNA from Didymodactylos carnosus, 567 nucleotides. Lineage: Eukaryota; Metazoa; Rotifera; Eurotatoria; Philodinida; Philodinidae. The record is from the annotation of a GenBank genome assembly.
AUGGAAGCUGAAGGUGCUAGACAUAUUUUUCAGAGAUCUGCAGAAUAUGGUUUUCGUUACAAAUACCUUGUUUGGGAUGGUGAUGUUUCAGCCUAUGAAAUGGUAAAAGAUACGUACAUAAAACAGCGGGAUGAAGAUGAGGAGAACACCAAUGAUCAGCCAACAUCGGAAAGUUUUUAUGUUACGGGUGCAUCAGCUGAGGCAGUUAUAAUUUUCAAUCGUGAUCGUGUUGGUCUGUUACCAUUUUUCGAUACAUUAGGAUUGGAUGUUAAUUAUUCAUUAUUGGACAGUUCAUUAGUAAUAGAUUCAAAACGUCUUGCUAAGGCCCAGGCAGAAAACCCGAAAAAAACUUCAAAAUUUAUUUUAUCAAAAACUACAAAUCCGGGAACCGAAAGCUUUGUUGAGACAUAUACUCUGAAGCGUCCUCUACAAGCUGGUGAAAACACCAGAGAAACAUUAGAUCAAGUAUAUUAUAUUCUUAAAAAUGAAACUGAUAUUGAUUAUUGUACAAAAACUAUGAAUAAAUAUACAAAUUCAUUGUUGAAAUUGAACGAUAAUUAUAAUUAA